AUGAGCCUAGCUUUGUUGCAGCGGAAGCAACAGCAAGAUCUUUUUGCCAGGAGCCUCAAGCAUUGCGCGGCGGCCAAGGAUUUGGCAGAGGGAAAGCGCAUCCACGCUCAGAUCCAAGCCAGCGAUCACGCCCACAACACUUUCCUCCGCAAUCUCCUCGUCCAGAUGUAUGGAAAAUGCGGCCGCCCUCAAGAUGCCGAGGCCGUGUUUGCAGCGACCCAGGAGCCCAAUGUCUUCUCCUGGAAUAUCAUGAUCCAGGCCUACGCCGACAAUGGCGCCGUCCAGUAUGUGCAGAAGAUUUUCGAUCGGAUGCCCGUGCGAGACGUGGUUUCUUGGAAUGCCAUCAUCGCAGCAGUUGCCCAAGGUGGGCAUUUGGGAUUUUGUGAAAGAGCUUUCUUUCUGACACCUCAGUGGAAUUUGGUGUCGUGCAAUGCUAUGAUAUCUGCGUAUGCAUCGAAUGGCGAAGUUGAUACUUCAAAGAGAAUGUUUGAUUCUUCGUUGGAGAGGAAUAUUGUGUCGUGGAACGGGAUGAUACAAGCAUUUGCCCAGAACGGGCUUGUGCACAACGCUCGCGAAGUGUUUGAGAAGAUCCCAGUUUGGAGCCCGAUUGCAAGCACGACUAUGAUGACUGCUUACGUUCACAGCGAGCAUUACGACAAGGCCAAAGAGAUCUUCGAUGUAAUGCCUGAUCGAAGCGUGGUGUCGUGGAAUGUCUUGCUGGCCGCUCACGCUUUCAAGGGCGAUCCCGAGGGAGCAAAGGCCGGGUUCGACAGCAUGCCCUGCCGGACCGAGGUCUCGUGGGGAACGAUGAUAGCGGCCUUUGCGAACGAUGGCUGCGUCGAGGGCGCCGAGAGUUUCUUUCUCAAGAUCCCCUACCGGGACGUUGUGUCGUGGAACGCCAUGAUCCAGGCCUACGCGCAGAAUGGGAUGAUCGACGAAGCCGAGAGCCUGUUCCACCAAGCGCCAGUGAAAGAUCUAUCCUCGUGGAAUGGAAUGAUCGCAGCGUACGCUCACACUGGCACCAUGGUGAGAGAGGCCGAGAGCCUCUUCUUCGAGAGGAUGGCCAAGCGCGACCUCUUGUCUUGGAACGCGAUGAUGCAAGCUUACGUCGAAGCCGGGCAGACCGACGAGGCCAAGACGCUAUACGAUCGAAUGCCGGCUAUGAACCUGGUGACGCUGAAUUCUCUCCUCGCAGCAGAUGCCAAGAAUAUCAGCAGCGAUGGCCAAGAGCACCACGAAGCCCACUGCAAGAGCUUGUUCGAUUCGAUGCCUCACAGGGACGUGGUGUCGUGGACGUGCAUGAUGCAAGCUCACGCCGAGGCCGGUCACGCGGAUCAAGCGGAGCUCAUGUUCCAGCGGAUGCCACAGCACAGGGUGGCGACUUGGAACGCGCUCUUCAAUGCGUUGGUGAGGAGAUCCGACACUGCAAGAGCCAGGCAAGUUUUUGAUUCCAUGCCCGAGCGCGGGAGAAGCCACUGGACGUGGCUGCUCCACUCCUUGUCCCAGUCCGGAGAGCUCGCCGAGACGAAGCUCGUGUUUGAUCGAUUGCCCAGCAACGCGCUUCUGUCUUGGAACACGAUGAUCUCCGCUUACGCUCGGUUUGAAUGCCCCCAGCAAGCUAAGGAGCUCUUUGAUGCCGCCGAGGAGCGAGAUGGUGUCUCCUGGACUGCGCUAAUUGCAGCGCUCUCACAGAACGAUCGGCUCCAGGAGGCCGAGGCUGGAUUCCAGCGAAUGCCCGAGUGGAGCACCGUGACGGUCACGGUGGUGAUUGUAGGCAAUGCCCAGCAUGGGCAUUUGGAUCGAGCUCGAGCUCUCUUUGAGGAGAUGCCGGAGAGGAGUGUGAUAACGUGGACGGCCAUUGUUUCCGUGUAUGCCCAAAAGGGGUAUAUGGACGAGGCGAGGAGUCUCUUCGAGGAGAUGCCCGAGAGGAAUGCCGUGUCGUGGAACGCGAUGAUCAAGGCCUACGACUCGAAUGGAUUCCACACCGAGGCUCUGGAUGCGUUCCAGACGAUGAACUUGGAGGGCGCUCCACCCGACGAGAUCACGCUGAUGACGGUCUUGUCCGCUUGUAGUCAUGUCGGAUCGAUGAGCCGAGCUCGCCAGGUUUUCGUGUCGAUGGUGGAUGACUUUCGAGUGGCUCCGUCCAAGGAACACUAUUCCUGCGUGAUCGAUAUGCUUGGACGAGCCGGCAAGAUGGAGCUGGCCGAGGAGAUAGUGACGAGCAUGCCCAUCUCCCCGAGCACUAUAGCAUGGGGAGCUCUCUUGGGGGCUUGCCGGAUCCACCAGGACAUGGAGAGGGCGAGAUUUGCCGCUGGCCGCGCCAUGGAGAUAGAUUCCAGUAACCCAUCUCACUAUUUGCUGCUCUCGACGAUCUCCAGCCAAUGUGGCUAG
Selaginella moellendorffii is the source of this 2391-nucleotide messenger RNA. RefSeq names its product pentatricopeptide repeat-containing protein At4g02750. NCBI's taxonomy places the organism in Eukaryota, Viridiplantae, Streptophyta, Lycopodiopsida, Selaginellales, Selaginellaceae. The transcript has a single exon. Gene Ontology annotation, molecular function: protein binding. Bases 1 to 2391 code for a protein of 796 amino acids. The record is from RefSeq and is a predicted model, not a curated record.